AUGUCCACCCCGGCCACCGCGCCAGCCGCCGAGGCCCCCAAGUCCGCCGGCAUGCGCAAGAACGGCAAGAAUUGGCAUGACGCCUCUAAGAAGCCCUUCCGUCUGAACUCCGGUCUGACCUCUUACGCUAAGCGGAAAGAGGCGGCCGACCAGGCGAAGGCUGUUAAGGAGUUGGAGCGUGAGAUGAAGGAUGCGAAGGAGGCUGAGCGUCAGGCCCACAUCCAGCGCAUCAAGGACAAGCGCGCUGCCAAGGAGGAAAAGGCCCGCUACGAGAAGAUGGCCGAGAAGAUGCAUGCCAAGCGCGUCGAGCGCUUGAAGCGCAGAGAGAAGCGCAACAAGCUUCUCAACUCGUAA
Molecule: messenger RNA, 354 nt
Organism: Penicillium cosmopolitanum
Lineage: Eukaryota; Fungi; Ascomycota; Eurotiomycetes; Eurotiales; Aspergillaceae
Product: CGR1 family protein
Exons: 3
Coding region: 1-354 (117 amino acids)
Source: RefSeq, a predicted model, not a curated record